UAGUAGGGUGGAGGAGAAAGCUUCUGCUGUAGCCCACGUCUGCUCAGCUUAGACCCGACUCAGAAGCUGCAGCGCCUCACUCCAUUCCUCCAGUGCUGUUGAAUCUCCCACUCUGGCGUGACCGCAGUGGGGGGGACGGAGGUUCGGGCGCUGCCCUGGAGCAAAGCGCUGGAACAGAAGAGCCCAAGGAGUCUGACUUACACAUGCAAACGGGCUGUCCCUCCUCGUCCCAGAUCUGCUUAACCGCCGGAGAUGAGGCCCUCAGGACAUUCAACAUGUCUGUUCUGGGAGACACCGGCGAUUACCAGUGGAAGGAGUUCCAGGGAGCCAAGUUAGCUUCCCUUUUUGGACUAGACCAGGAAACCAGUCAAGGAAAUGAGUCCUUCCAAUAUACAGCCCCCAAGCAGCCCAGGAAGACUUCCAUUCAAGCAGCUCCAGAGAGGCAGAAACAGCCUGGAGCAUCCACCGUGCUACUCGCCUCUGCAGUUCAGGCCUUUAAAUAUAUUAACGGACAAUACGUGAAGCAAGGAAAGCUGGGAGCAGCCGUGCUGGGGAACCACGCAACUAAAGAGUACAAGCUUCUGCUGUAUCUGAGCCAGCAGAAACCAGUGACUGCUGCCAGGAUUCACGGGGGAUUCAUUUUCACGGUACAGCUAAACAAGUACUGCACUUUUUAUGAUGACCAGAGGCAGAACUGGUCCCUGAUGUUUGAAUCGGAGACAAACGCGUCAGACUUUUGCAAACAAGUAUGUUUGGCCAAAGCAAACAGCUCUCCCUCAUUAGAUUCUGUGGUGGCUCAGGAUCUGUGUCUUGGUGAGGGCCAAGCAGUGGAGAAUGGUGACUCUAUGGAGGUGGUAUAUACGGGCUGGCUCCUGCAGAACCACGUCAUUGGACAGAUGUUCGAUUCUAACCAGAACAAAGACAAGCCGCUGCGACUUAAAAUCGGAGCUGGGAAAGUAAUCAAGGGAUGGGAGGAAGGAAUGCUUGGGAUGAAGAAAGCUGGCCGUCGUCUUAUUAUCAUCCCGCCUAGUCUAGCUUAUGGAUCCAAGGGAGUUUCCAACCGAAUACCAGCUAACAGCACUCUGAUCUUUGAAGUGGAGCUACGACGGGUGAAGUUUUCCAAAGACAGUGGUUCUGAUCAAGCAAGUGCCAGCUCCAGAGAAUCUGCUGCUCCCUCUCCGGCACCAUCCCCAGCACCCAGUGUGGAAAGUCUGACAUCAGAGCCUUCAUCAUCUUCAGGCAAACCAGGGGAGCCAACACUUGGAGCCAAGUCAAACUCUGUGACUGAACAGCUGGGGCAGAACCCAGAUGCUACUAAAGCCAAGCUGAUUUCUCGCAUGGCGAAGAUGGGGCAGCCCCUGCUCCCCUUUCUGACCGGAGCUGCCGGCCAGCCUGAAUCGAGUGACUCUGAGCUAGAGGACACCAGCUCCAACAGAGGGAAGGAUUGUCCUGCAGCUCCGUCUCCUGUGCCGAUCACAGCAGCCGCUCCAGCUUCUACCCACAUCCAUCCUCACGUUGCUCCGUCGACUGCCUUGCUUCCCGUCAUUCCUUCGGUUGGUCCUUAUCCUGGGCUGCCAGGAAGCAGCCACGCUUUUCAGACCUCUGCGGCUCCGUCUCAGAUGCAGGCCGUCGGCCAGGUCUACCCUCCUCAAGCUGUCCCGUACGUUGGUUCUGGGGAUGUGACUUCCUUCUUGAUGACAGAGGCUCGGCAGCACAACACAGAGAUCAGGUUAGCCAUGGGGAAAGUAGCAGAUAAGGUGGAUCAACUAGCCUCCAAGAUUAGUGAUCUUGAAAAGCAGGGAACUCAUUCUGUUGGUGUUUCUUGUAUGACAAUGGAAACGUCUAUGAUUGUGCACAAUAUUAACCGAAUUGUUCAGGAAAAUGAAUCUUUGAAAAAGGAAAUGUUUGAGAAGAGCUCUAGAAUCGAGGAGCAGAAUCGUAAGAUUGGGGAUCUCAUCAACCAGAACCAGAAAUACAUGGAGCAGAGUCACCUGCUGCUGGAACAGAGGAACGACACCCUCAAGUCCUCCAGUGAACAUAACCAGGCUCGAUUACUGCAGGCUGAGCAAGACAAGCAGCAUGCUCAGCCACUGGACCGUGGCUCUGGCCAGGUCCGUCUGACGGAGGAGUUGGCUUCAUACACCGCACGCGUGUCUCAGCUGCAGCUUGAAGCUACGGCUCACCAGCAGAAGGCUGCAAAGCUGCAGUGCGAACUUAACUCAGCGUUGCAGGACAGCGAGAGCCACUGCCAACGCAUCGCCGCUCUGGAAGCACAGCUGGAAGAGUUGAAGGAGGCAGGAGAGAGGGCUCAGAAUCAGUACCGCUCAGAGAAACAGAGACGGAAAGAGAUGGAGCUGAGAGUCAGUGCCAUUGAAGAGGAACUGCAGGACCUGAAAUCUGAUAAAGAGAACCUAGAACGGACUCUAUCUGAAAGGAAGAAGAAAUGGCAGGCAGAACGUCAGCAUCGGGACGAGGAGGUGGAGGAGCUCCGGAAAAGCAGCCAGCAGGAGCUGGACAAGCUUCGGGCUCAGCUCCGUAAGGCCAGGACCUGCAACGACAGCGCUGCAUCUGAGCAGCUGGCUCAACUGCAGGGGGAGCUGGAGGAAGAAUGGCGGAGGAAGAGUGAGCAGAUGUUAGCCGUAGCUAAAGAACGGCAUCACAGAGAGCUGUCUGAAUUAGUGGAGAACAGAGACACGCUUCAAGAUAAGCUAACUCGACUACAAGAAAAGCACUUAGCCCUGGAGCAGCAGGGAGGCUCUGUGAGGGAAAAGCUGGAAAGACGAGUGGCUGAACUGGAGAGGAAAGUGGAAGAGCAGGACAGCACAGUGGACACAUCAGCAGAGGUGAAACGUGUGAUGAAUGGAGUGUUUCAUUCUCUGCGGGCAGAGUUUGAGCUCAGUGAAUCCUACAGUGGCCAGGCUGUGCUGGGGGUGAUCGUCUCUACCAUUAAGAACGUAACGCUGCAGUUGCUCAGUGGCACGGUUCAGUCCGCACCAAAACCAGAGAACAAGCAAGAGGAAAAGGAAGGCAAUGAGAGUGAGGAUGUGAAACAACUGGAGCAGAAAUCUCAUCUUCACGUUAACGGGGAAAGAGAAGUGAAAGAGGAAGAGAUUGUGGAGCAAGCGCAUGUGAUGGAUGCAGGUUAUCAUCAAGUCAACGAGGCCCUGAUGGUUCAGGAGGCGGCACCAGAGUCAGAGACACCCAGCCAGGCAGAGGAUUCUGAGGCUGCUGAUGUCUGUCCAGUUCCCAGCCCUGAGCCUGCAUCCCAGGAUCCACAAGCAGAACCAGUGGAGUCUGUGGUCCAGCAGGAGAAGGAGCAAGCCACUGCCGCUGACGCUUGUACUGAAGAAAAGGAUUUGGAGUGUUUGGGUCCUGAUGGCCGACCUGAUGAGAGCCCACUGCCUGACGAGGGUCAAGAAAAGGCGGCUGCACUAAGCUGUGGGGUAGAUGGAAACAGAGAUGCAGGAAGUCUGGAAGGUGAAGAUCCUGUUGAAGAAAUAACUGCUGCUGCUUCUCUGAAAGCAUUCGGACCACCAGCCAACCCACCCCCUCCUCCAGCUGUUGAACCGAACAACUCUUCAGAAGACACUAGUCUGACCGGAGCAAUGGGUGAGGAAAAUGGAGAAGAGUUGUUUUUCCAGGUCGCGCCUCCUGACAAACCCCCUGCUGCUGCAGGUGAGGAGGAAGAGGAGGAGGAAAUGAGCUUAAAGGGGCGUCCCCCGCCAGCCCCUCUGUUCGGGGAGGAAGAGGAAGAUGACGAUCUGGACUGGUUGAACUGACUUCACAGUCCAGUCCUUUCCUUAUUUCAUCUGCCAAAAUCAGACCUGGUUGUUGUUUGGGCACUUUGGGGUUCUGAAUGUGAUGAGACGAGCUCCUGCUGAUGGACUGAACCGAGCAGACGGUGCGUCUCCAGUGCUCGCCUGCUGCCACAGCUUCUGGGCCAGAACCCGGGCCAGAACCCAGCCCACUCGCACUCUGAUUCUGGUAGUUCCAACAAUUCUGUGCUUCAGUGAAGAAUUGAAGCCUUUAUUUAAUUCUCAAAGAAACCGUUGAGUAUCUUAUUUUUUACCUUGCACUUAGCAGAUCAGUUUUUUAAUCAGCAUCAGUGACCUUUUCAGGGUUUUAAACGAUAUGACAUGUUUUUUAAGAAUCAAACUUUUACAGUUACUAACAUCGGAUUCAUGUCCAAAACAACUGACCUGUCCUUAGAUUUUUUUUCGAAUGUUGUGAGCAGUUUCAUAAUAGAGAUUUCAGGAAUUCAAGUAUUGGAUGUCAGCCUUCUGAUUAUUUGGCAAGUCUGCCUGUUCUAAAUGUCAUUAAAUGACUCCUACAAUA
Molecule: messenger RNA, 4335 nt
Organism: Fundulus heteroclitus (mummichog)
Lineage: Eukaryota; Metazoa; Chordata; Actinopteri; Cyprinodontiformes; Fundulidae
Gene: fkbp15b
Product: FKBP prolyl isomerase 15b
Exons: 29
Coding region: 204-3779 (1191 amino acids)
Cellular component (GO): growth cone
Molecular function (GO): peptidyl-prolyl cis-trans isomerase activity
Source: RefSeq, a predicted model, not a curated record